Molecule: messenger RNA, 1732 nt
Organism: Lytechinus variegatus (green sea urchin)
Lineage: Eukaryota; Metazoa; Echinodermata; Echinoidea; Temnopleuroida; Toxopneustidae
Product: extracellular tyrosine-protein kinase PKDCC-like
Exons: 5
Coding region: 310-1626 (438 amino acids)
Biological process (GO): protein phosphorylation
Molecular function (GO): ATP binding; non-membrane spanning protein tyrosine kinase activity
Source: RefSeq, a predicted model, not a curated record
AGUCAGGGCUUGAGAGCAUGCAUGCAGAGUGUUGUAUGCUCUCCAUGUUGCAUUCGCGUGUAUGCCAGCAGAGAGUAGCGGAUGUUACUUUGGCAAGCUCUCAAGUUCUGCCUCUUGUCAGAUCAGGGGAAUUCAGUUCUAGGUAGUGUGAAGUUGUUCAGCAUCAGCCAGGACGUGCCAAGGGUUUCAGAGAGGAUUUCUUUGAGGAUCAGGUAAUUGGGAUCGACACCUUGGGCUGACCCGAACCUUACAGUUAGAGAAAGAUGCCAAUGAUAACUGAGAUGGGGAGAACAGACCAAUGGUGAGCUGAUGACGUACCUACCAAGUGUAAAGUCCUCAGAUUUUUAUUCCAAGGUAACUGCUUGGAAGCACAGUGGAAGCCCCCAUGGGACACAGGGGACCUACCAACCUCAAGCAGUUCCACUGCUGCCCUUUAUACUCUGCCCCAGGAUGAGGGUGCUCCUUCGAUUACAAACAUACACAGCGGCGAUUGCUCUAUCAAGCCUGAUCUCAGUCACACUCCUCCUUUACACCGUUAGCAGUGGGGGAAUCAGAGCAACUGUCCAGGGAGGAUCAUUUUUUUCAAACUACCAUCGGAUCAACCAUCUGGAACAUGCAGUAGAGACACUGAAGAGCAAGCUCUCAGAGGCAGAAGCCUAUGAGAAGGAACUCCUGGGGAAGAUUGAGGACCUGCAGGAGCAGGCCAACUCUGAACAUGCCAGCACCAUUCAGGUUCGGGGGUAUGAAGAAAGAAGUGGGUGGGAAGGGGUUGGAGAUUCACCUGGUAAUGUCCAUGGUAAUAAUGGCAACCAGAUCCAGCAGCAAAUUUACAGCUGCAAGCACACGGACAUCAUCAAAGUUGGUAAGACAAUUGGACAGGGCCACACCAAGGUUGUCCAGGAAGGGACAUUGCUUGGCCGGAAGGUUGCGAUCAAGAGCGCCGGGAUGCAGGUUAAAAGCGUGAAGGAUUGUCUUGAAAGGGGUAUCUACCACAAAAGGGAGGACUGUCUCCUUCUAGCUAUGUAUAAAGUACUGAAAGAAGCCAUGAUCCUUCGUCAGGUCAGGCACCCAAACAUAGUGAAGCUGAUAGGACUAUGUGCUCGUAGUGAAAUUGGGAGUCCAAACAUCAAGGAGAGGGGUAUCACUUUGGUCGUAGAGCUAGGGACACCUGUUCAUCUUCAUGAACUGGUUGAAGAAUCUUGGGCAAGGAGAGUCAAAUACUGCAUUGAGAUUGGCAGACUUCUGCAAUAUCUUGAGGAUUCCCCCAUGGGUAGUACAGCCAUUAGUGACUUCCGGGACGAACAGUUUGUGAUGGUGGAUGGCGUCCUCAAGUUGUCUGAUGUGGAUGAUCUGAGCAGCACAGAACCGGACUGUGAUCAAAAUAUGGAGUGCCUGGUCAAUGGAAAAUCAGCUGUCAAGUGCUCAUCAAACAUGAAGUGUGCUGGACUCAAUGCCCAUCUCAAUCUCCUCCAUGCCUAUGAGGUCUUCAUAGGUCCUCUUCUCAGCAGGGAUGUACCCCCCUCACUCCAGACUGCUACCAAAAAUCUCCUGAAGUCACUCAAGAAAGGAGAGCUGGAUGCGGAGGGACUGGUCUAUAGACUCAAGAACGUGCAGGCCAUCCCUUGAAGAUGGUGCAUCUAUUGAAGUAAGAAUGGCACACCCCAAGAGGAAAUAACACCUUAAUGUCUUAGCAUCGCUGAAAGAAACGACCAUUAGGACUACAUUCUAGUGG